Molecule: messenger RNA, 692 nt
Organism: Clupea harengus (Atlantic herring)
Lineage: Eukaryota; Metazoa; Chordata; Actinopteri; Clupeiformes; Clupeidae
Product: GTPase IMAP family member 2-like
Molecular function (GO): GTP binding
Source: RefSeq, a predicted model, not a curated record
UGCCUUCAUCUCCUGCUGACCUGAGGAUGGUGCUGGUGGGGAAGACUGGAUCAGGGAAGAGUGCAGCAGGAAACACCAUCCUGGGAAGAGAACGCUUUGAAUGUGGGGUUUCACCUAACUCUGUGACAAAAGAGUGUCAGAUAGAUGAGGUCAUGUCAGGGGAGAAGACCAUCUCAGUUACUGACACACCAGGUGUGUGUGACACAGAAAUAGGUGAUAAGUCUUUGAGGCAUGCGCUGGAAAGCUGUAUUUACAUGACAGCUCCUGGACCCCAUGUGUUCCUGCUAGUGAUCAGUCUUGGGGUUAGAUACAGCAAGGAAGAGAAGGAUGCAGUGCAGUGGAUCUGUGAGAACUUUGGGAAGGAAGCUUUACAGCACGCAAUCAUACUCUUCACCCACACUGAUGGGCUCAAAGGCACAACCUUAGAGCAGUAUGUUGAUGAAAGUGGUUAUGAUCUCCAGAACCUCAUUAGUGAGUGCGAAGGAAGAUUUCAUGGAUUUAACAAUAAUGACAUAAAUCCACAUCAGGUCACUGAACUGCUGCAGAAAAUUGAAGACAUGGUGGAGAGCAACAGAGUGAAGGGAAGAAAGCACUUUACCAAUGAGAUAUAUGAGAGAGCCCAGAAACAUAUUGAAAAGGCCAGGAGACUACAGAAGGCAAAAGAAGUCGCACUGAGAUGCACUGUGCAGUAG